UUCUUUUUUCUGUUCGUGUAGAUUUCUUCCCCUUCUCUGAUCCCUCGACCAUUAGAAAAAUGGCACUUAGCAUCGAAGAAAAUUUAGGGUCUGUGUUGCGCGAUGAAACUUUGCCAAUGAAGCAGCGAUUUAGGGCUCUUUUCUCUCUUCGAAAUCUGAAAACGGACGCUAGUGUCGAUGAAAUCGUGAAAUGUUUUGAAGUCGGGGACUCAGCCCUGCUGAAACACGAACUAGGUUACUGUUUGGGCCAAAUGGGCAAUAAAAGAGCCGUCGAUUCACUAGUUAAGGUGCUGAGCAACGUUCAAGAAAAUGCUAUGGUACGGCACGAGGCAGGAGAAGCUCUAGGAGCUUUGGGAGCAUUUGAAUCUCGAGACGUGCUGCAGAAAUUCGUUUCUGAUCCCAUUCCCGAAGUCUCUGAAACGUGCCAACUUGCGCUUUUGCGCCUCGAGUACAUGGAAAAAUUCGGAUCCGUGGACAUAUCGCCGUAUGACAGCGUUGAUCCUGCGCCAGCUAUUAAAGAAGAAAAAUCCGUCUCGCAAUUAUCCGAUUGCCUCCUGAAUUCGUCCGCGACACUCUUCGAUCGGUAUUGCGCCAUGUUCUCUUUAAGAAACAAUGGAUCAGCUGAAGCGCUUGCUGCUUUGGGGAAAGCCCUGAGUUGUCCGUCGAGUGCUCUUUUUCGACAUGAAAUUGCUUACGUUCUGGGUCAGUUGGAAGAGAAAGCUGCCCCAUGUGUCGAGGAACUUGCGACGAGACUCGGGGAUGAAGAAGAGAAUCCUAUGGUGCGUCACGAAUGUGCAGAAGCACUCGGAGCCAUUGCCACCGACUCCGCCAUGAAAGUUCUGGGCGACUACAGAGCUGAUAAAGAACGAGUUCCAUUCCAACUCCUGUUAUCCGUGGUACGAUCAUUGUCUGCAUCGGAAGAUGACGCUGCGCGAGAGGAGCAGCGCAAAAAUUUGGACAAGGAGUUCCAGAAAAGUGAUGCCAAAUUGAAUUCCUUCGUAGCAUCCGGUGAAUCCCAGAUCCGAACUGUGAUGCAAACAUUUUCCGAAGAAGUGGGAGAGCAGGUCAACGUACGCAAGGUCGCCGAUGAAUUGAACCGGUCACUUAUCGGUUGCAAAGCACGCUUCAGGGAACACAAGGACCACGUUCGUCAAUUGUAUCAAGAAGGAGAAAAGCAUGACUAUUACGUGGACCUACUGAACAGCAUAAUCUGGUUGAAGGAGUCGCCGAGGAAAGUUGACCUGCUAUUGAAAGCGGGAAAAUAUGAAGAAGUCGCUGAGCGUCUGGUUGCUGCAUGCAAGUUGGGAGAAGGACCCUUGAACCAAGUCGAUUCAUUGCGUGACGUACAGGCAGAAGUUAAUCGUCGUCGAUCUGAUAUACAACAGAAAAUUUUGGCAGAUCUCCAUUCUCAGCUGUACGAGAAAUCGAUCAAAGAGGCUCUUGACAGAAGAAAGCGAAAAGUUCGGAAUCUCCGCAAUUUGCAGCCAAUAUUCCAAGGCUCGUUCAUUGGGGAUGGAGAAGACUUCAAACGUUCAGCUACAGCGUAUUUGGCUGGAUUGCAAGAGUUGGUUGAAUCAGACACGAAGCUUGUGACAUCAUUCGGAUCAGGGGAGCAUUCUUCACCCGCCAACGUAGCUUCUGUUGCUGGCGCUGAGAAAAAGUGGGAAGAAGUGCUCGGAGAAAUCGCUGCAUGUCUCGUGAAACUUGGAAAUAUUGAAGAUAAUGGAAUGGAGAGUAGAACUUCUAGCUCGGACCAACUCGCCGGAAUCGUAAUGGAACUGGGCAACGACUUGCCGCGCAAACUGGUGUCGGUAGUGAAAAAAAUCGGCGAUGAAAUUCGAUUGAAUCCUAGUCCGAAAGUUGACGUGGUUAUUCAAUGCUGCAACGGUAUUCCUGGUGGAAGUGCUGGGGAUAUGGUGAUUGAUGAAGAUUCUCCUUACGACCUCAGUUUGCAAACGCAAGUCCAGGUCGUUUCGCUUGUGUGUCCGCCGUUGAUCGACUUCUUUUCGACGGUGUUCCACGCUUUCCAUGCUAUUGCCAUGCGUCACAAAUUGUUGUUGGAGAAAUUCUCCAAGGCCUCGAAAACGAAAAUUCUUUGCUAUGAUGAUUACUCCAUCUGGUUUGAAAUUCAGAACGUGGUAAAAGCUUUGCUGACAGACUAUUUGGAUCUGCAAAAUUUUCAAAAUCCAUCAGGAACUUCCGUAACAUCGUCAUCUGCGGAUCGAAUGGCGUCAAAUCCAAUGCAAAUUUCUGGGGUUACUAUUGAUGACGUGAACUCGUUGUUUGUGAGGAAAAGAACAAAUGUGAAGGAAGUGCAGGAAGCUACAUUGUUCUCGUUUGACAAUUCGGUGGAAAUGAUGCAGUCAGAGCUGACGAAAACUUCCCAACGCGUCCAUUUUGUGGCUGGAAUGCCGCACAAUAGAAUGAUGCCAAGACAAGAUUCUCUUGCUGGAGAACACAUUUUGGUAUGCCCUGCAAGUCCGAAGAACAUUGCGCUUUUGUACCACACCGUUUCAGACUUCGUCGGACGUAUGGAAGCAGAAACGUGCGAAACUCCAGGUUCGGAAUCAAGUAAUCUGACGAAAUUCGUUAAAAGCUGCAUUGAAAACGUGCUGAUACCGCAUAUUGGAAUUUCUCUGGAUCGUUCUUUGGAUCGGACAUCUGCCAAAUCUCCGGAUAUUUGGCGUGAAGUGACAACACCUGCUGAGCAGAAGAAGUACAGACUCGUCUCUCCAGUUCUACGAAAUACGGUGGUAGUCGUGGAAAGCAUAAAAACGGUUAUGGAAAUGGUGGAAAGAAUAUGGCUGUGGAGGGAGAAUUUCGCAGAGAAAACGUUCUCGCAUUUAAAACAGUACUUCGAAACUUGCCAAGCUGCAUUUCGAGGAUUGACUCAGCCAGAAAGUGAAGACAAACGCAUCAAAUCUGCGGUGUUGGCGCAAGAUGACGACUUGAUACGUCGCCUUAAAUCCUUCCCUAAUUGGACCGCUGCGCAGCGUGUGGAAGCUGCGGAAGCACUUCAUGCAACAGAGGCUGGCAAGAAGAGUGGAGCGAACCAGUGGAGCCUUAGCUGGCAACAGGCGAGUCUAAGACUCGAUAUGGAGGAACUGUGGCAGCGCGAGGCGGACAUUUUGUUGAGCAUGUCUGGGGGGCUACCAACCCGCACAUCGAAUAUCGCCGCUGACGAGAUCAUAUCUGAUGCGUCCCAGUUGCGAUCACUUGCGCUGCUUGAAGAAUCCAUGGCAUGGUUCAGCAACGAAAUCCUCGUGUUCGUGAGUUUCUUGGGAAUGAUGGCGACGGAAGAAGAUGCCCCUGAUGGGAACAUCAUCAGUGCAGAAAAGAGCAACGUUAUUAGACCUGAACCUGCGAGUGGAAAAACGAAACUGGCUUCUUACGGUGACGAGCUGAAGAAGCUUGCGGUCGAUUUCCAAGCCCUGGCGGACACUUGUUUGAUGGUGCUUCACUUGGAGGUACGAGUACGAUGCAUGUACUUUUUGUUCCCGUUGAUAACCGGGGGAGCCUGGGCUUCAAUGGGCGACAGGCUUCGUGUGGACGAAGACGUGGUUAAUUUGAAUACCGAUCUUCAUGCUAUUCACGAAGCACUUGUAACCGUUCUGCCUCCGAAUAAAAAUGACUACGUGCUCGGCGGGCUCGGUCAGAUGAUGUCAACGGUGUUGGUGCGUGGUCUACAGUGCAUACCGUACAUGGAGUCGACGGGGAUUCGCAGAAUGUCGCGGAACAUUCUCUCGCUGCACCAGAAUUUAUGCAAUUUGACGCAGAACCCGGAACUGGCGUUGGAUCGGGCCCGGCUCUAUUAUGAAAUGCUCCACCUGUCGCCUCACGAGAUAUUGGCACGGAUCAGACAGCAGGGACCGAAGUUUACCGAAGCUGAGUACUUGGCAGCGUUCAAUGUGUUGGAUAGUGGGAGAGGAAUUUCGCGGGAUAAUUCGCGACUUCGGCAUUACAAGUCACAGUUGUCCGAAAUCCUCGGUGAAGUUGGUGUGACCGUCUAAGAGCAUCCUUCUUCGUAGCACUCGUUCGUUUUUCCUCGAACGGUUGUGGAAAGGGCGAAAAAAACCAGAUGUGAUCGAUCAUAACAUCUUGCAAUGUGAUAAUAUCUUUCGAUUCUAACAUUCUCUCGUGAAACUCUUGCAUUCCGGGCUUGUACUUACUGGUAUUGCUUCGAUUGUUUCAAUUAUCUCGGAAACUUAAAGCGAGAGCGAGAAAUUAUUCAGCUUUGAAUCGCUGCAUUCCAAGCCGUUGACUUGGUAAAAAUUCCAGUUGUUACGGCUGUGCGGCUCUGAAAAUUCGGUGGAGUGUGAACGUAUUGAAGUCGGCUGAACAUUUUGUGUGAUUUCGUGCAGCUUGCUGCUACGGGGAGGCGUUUUUUUGUUGGAUGUUGCGACGAGGUAAAAUACGCAGAAUUUGUUGACGAGUCGUAUGCGCUUGAAUUAGUCACGAAUUCAAGGCAUGCCGGACUUACCAUGGUGGAAGUUUGAUGAAACAGACUGAUAUUACAUUCGUGGCUGGGCCUUUCCUACACGUGGCGGCGGUACUUAUAUUUCUUACCAGUACUUUAUGCGCUGAAGAAAGUCCUUUUACUGACGUUUUUUUGCUUGGAUUUAUGCUUCAUCGAACGCAGACUCUGGGAGGUUUCGAGAGCGUAACUGAGAAUAGUUGUGAAUUCUGAUGUGGGAUUUGUUCGUCCGAGUGGAACUAACCGUGAUGAAUAUGUGAAAAAGUGCAAGCGCUUCUGCUUCCGGUGAGUGCAGUGUAACCGACCAGUCACUAUGCUUUUGAGUCAUUUUUCCUUCUUCGAAAAACAUCGCCAUUUUCUCUCCGAAUAUCGAUAAAAGAUCAUCAUACUUACCCGUGUUUACUCGAGUACCACUCGCCCUUAAGGAAGACGAGCGCCAUGGUUUUUCAGUCAAAAAUUGUCCUUCGCUUGUAUAAACUCGAGUGAGACUCGCGCCCAAUCUUUAGGGACUUCGAAACUACAAUAUUUUAAAAAUGAGAACACCCAAAUUUCAAUUUAGACGUAGAUUGAUCCUGAAUCCGGCUAAUGUAAUUUUCAAUUACUGUAUUUAUAUUACAAUAAGUUUUCCCGUUAAAAUUGGUCCAAAAUUUCUCAUUAUGAUCAAAUGUAAUGCACACCUAAACCUGUAAUUUUUUUUCAAUUCUUACCCAACUAUGACGCUCACCCUUUUUUCUCCUCAAUUUUGAGAAAAAGGUACGCAUGGUACUCGAGAGUAAAUACGGG
Molecule: messenger RNA, 5257 nt
Organism: Notodromas monacha
Lineage: Eukaryota; Metazoa; Arthropoda; Ostracoda; Podocopida; Cyprididae
Source: the annotation of a GenBank genome assembly